CAUUGUCUACAUAAUGUAGAUUUUUCUGACCAAUGGGCGCGGCCGACUGUCUACAGCAGCAUAGCAACGACGGCAGAAACAGCUCGGCCAAUCAGAAAAUCGGAGGGCGUGGCAGAUAGGUGCUCAGACGGCGGAUCAAGCGGACAUUACAAACGAGACGAGAGGACCAAACUUUUACAGCGAUUUGAGACUUGUCACACUUUUUUGCCUAUCGUUACGUUUUCCCCGGCAUUAAAAGCCAAUGCCCUAGUAAAUACGUUGAGCACCAGCUUCGCCAACAGUGGAUUUUAUCAGGGAGUCUGCCGUAGCACUUCAAAGGGACACCGAAAACUUCAGCUGAGCUUUGAAGAAAUGCAAGAUCAUCACACCCUCUCCAACUGAGGCGCAAGUCCUGGGGCAGCUGGUGAUGACCUUUGGCAAGUACACCAGCAAGAGCUUCAAGUGGCUUGUCGAGAAUGAUGUCGGCUACUGCAAAUACAUCGUCGACCGCCACAUGAAGGAGAUGAGGCACCCUGAGAAGAGGAAGACCAUCAACGAAACACAAGGAUGGCACAAAUCCUGGGAGGCUGAGGACAGCGGGCUGCCCAAGCAAGAUAUCAAGUGGCUGAAGGAGGAUGAGGAGAGGGGGCUCUUUCUGAAGCCGCGGCCCUUCUCCGACAUGUACGGCAGGAAGAGGUGGAGGAAGGUCCUGAAGAGCGAGAAGAUGUGGUUCCACCCUCCCGAGAUGCCCGGUGUGGUGGAUGGCAGUACGGUCCCCGUGGCAGACAGCUUUUUCAGGCACCGCGUCUUCUUCUGGAGGCCAGUUGGUGUGUGGCGUUACAGCGUCCGCUGCACCAAGCCCGACUGCCCUGCCAAGGACAACCCGAAGGCUUUCCUGUACCGGUGUGGCUACGGCAACACGGUGAGGCCCAUCUGUGACAUCAACGGCUGGUAUUUCAUGCUCACCGAGGUCCUGGCCUGCGACGCCUGCCGUCAUUUAACUCUCUAUUAUAGCUUAAUCUUCCCUCACCUUAAUUACUGCAACAUUGUUUGGGCUUCGACACAUCCAACAUAUAUUAAUAAAUUAUUGAUUAUUCAAAAAAGGUUUCUCAGAAUGAUAUCACACGCAAACAGAUAUGAGCCAUCUGCUCCCCUUUUCAUUAAUUAUUCAUUAUUAUCCAUCAAUAAAAUUAACAUUUUUAAAACAUGUUUGUUUAUGUUCAAAUUCAAAAAUUAUAUACAAAAUCUUCCUUCUUCCUUUCAUAAUUUCUUUUGUGUUAAUUCCAAUAUUCAUUCUUAUGCCACAACGAAAUAUUUUAAUUUACCGUUUUGUAGAACAUGGAAACAUCAAUCUUUCAUCACUUACAGAGGCCCCCACUUGUGGAAUUCACUCAAUAAAUCUCUUAAAUCAUCACCAUCCUUGCCAAUAUUCAAAAAACAUUUAAAGAACUUUCUUAUUAUUUCAUCUUUGUAAUGUUCAUUAUUUGAUCUGAGUUACAUUUUCUUGUGUUUUUUUGUUCUUUUACUCUCCAUUGUGUAGCUUUGUUUUGUUUUUUAUUCAUAUAUGGAAAGGAUUCUAUAUAAGCCACCAGGCUUCUUCCUUUCCUUGCAUGUUAUUUCAUUGUUUUUCAUUUUUUGUUCAUAUUUGUCUUAUAUUGCUAAAUAAACUAAACUAAACUAAAGCCGCCGAGGGGUCGGGAGACCACACCAUCAGCCGCUACUUGUCGUGGGAGGGGAACAUCCUCAACCAGCUGACUCCAGCUCACAGAGCAGUGUUUCCGGCCGUGUUGACUCUACGUCGUGGAGUGGACAAGUCCGUCAUCCGCCUAAUGAGGGACCGCACAGAGGGCAACACCAUGGCCAAGGUGUGGAGGCAAGUCCAGGAGAGCCACUGUGAGGACUACCUGCAGAGGAAGGACCUGUACACCACCCUCCUCAGCCAGUACAACCAGCCUGGGAAGGUCACAAGAGUGCUCAGUGGCAAUUUUCAAAAGCCUCCACAGAGGAGAAAACUGCCCCACCCCUGCUGCUGAGGAAGGCAUACCUGAUAUCCAAGGCGGAAAACAUCGAGGACUACCGCACUGUUACGGCCUCAUAAA
Molecule: messenger RNA, 2078 nt
Organism: Cololabis saira (Pacific saury)
Lineage: Eukaryota; Metazoa; Chordata; Actinopteri; Beloniformes; Belonidae
Exons: 6
Coding region: 407-1453 (348 amino acids)
Source: RefSeq, a predicted model, not a curated record